AUGAUCAAUUCUAUUACAUUUGAUUACAACAAUGAUUUUGGGAGAUUCUUUUUAAAAAUUAAUCAUUCAAAUAUCGAUUACAUAUCAUUAUCAACACAGUUAUGUUAUGUUCUAGGAUUUGAAAAUCCACAAAUAAUUAAAAAUAAAGACGUUGCAAAGUAUGGAAGUGACCUAAGAGGAGGUUUUUCUAGCUUCGGCGUGUAUGUAAAAGGGCUCACUGAAAAGAUGAUUAUUGGCGAUUCCCUCAAUUCGUUGCUGCGUGUGGUGUCAAUUUCAGGUGCUACCCCUGGAGAGUAUAAUGAAAAAAUUUAUGAUACACCAAUUUACUCAAGAGUUCUUCCCAAGGAAAUUAAUGAUAUAGAAGUUGAACUUAGAACAUUAGACAAUGGACGUUUAGUACCAUUCUCUUAUGGAACAGUACUAAUAGUAUUAAUUUUUAAAAAAGUAAUAAAUUUUUAA
Meloidogyne enterolobii is the source of this 459-nucleotide messenger RNA. The record is from the annotation of a GenBank genome assembly. NCBI's taxonomy places the organism in Eukaryota, Metazoa, Nematoda, Chromadorea, Rhabditida, Meloidogynidae.